Messenger RNA from Aspergillus mulundensis, 1548 nucleotides. RefSeq names its product MFS transporter. NCBI's taxonomy places the organism in Eukaryota, Fungi, Ascomycota, Eurotiomycetes, Eurotiales, Aspergillaceae. The coding region runs from base 1 to 1548 and encodes 515 amino acids. Gene Ontology annotation, molecular function: fluconazole transmembrane transporter activity. The transcript is spliced from 4 exons. The record is from RefSeq and is a predicted model, not a curated record. Gene Ontology annotation, biological process: xenobiotic detoxification by transmembrane export across the plasma membrane.
AUGGCCACGGCGAUCAUCCGCGACUCUCAGUUCGGGCAGGUCGUCCGCCUUCUCACCAACCGUCGCGUCUUCAAGUAUCCCGAGGAAACCAGCGACGAGACAUGCAAGAACUACCUAGUGCGCAAGGGUCUUGUCGAUGAAGAAAAUCAGCAGAACAUCUGGGGUCUUUAUACUUUUGUGUCGGCAUGUUUGACAAACCAAGAACAUGGCGAGGACGAGAAGGAGAAAGAGCCUAAUCCCAACCUUGUAACAUGGAUCGGUCCCGAGGACCCCGAGAACCCUCAGUAUUGGCCCCUGGCCAGAAAGGUGUGGACGACUUUGAUGAUCUUCCUGCUCACCUUUUCGGUCUAUCUGGGCUCCUCGAUCUACUCGCCCGGUGUCACCAGCGUGGUCCAGGACUUUGGUGUCAGCCAGGUCGCGGCGACGCUGGGACUUAGUUUAUUCGUUGCGGGCUAUGGUCUAGGCCCAAUGGUUUGGUCACCACUUUCCGAAAUCCCCGCCAUCGGCCGAAACCCCGUCUACAUCUACACCCUCCUCGUCUUUACCUUCUUUCAAUUUGCGGUCAUAUAUGCAAAGAACUUCGGAAUGCUGCUCGCCUUCCGUUUUCUUACCGGAUUUCUAGGCUCCCCAGUCCUAGCUACGGGCGGCGCCUCUCUAGGCGAUAUCUGGCAUCCCAUAAUCCGAGACUACAUGAUCGCCGUCUGGGGCGCCAUUGCAAUCGCUGCACCUGUUGUAGGGCCCUUGAUUGGCGGCUUCGCGUCGAUGUCAAAGGGAUGGACAUGGACGAUCUGGGAACUCCUCUGGCUAUCAGGGUUUACCCUAGUGCUCCUCUUCAUCGCUUUGCCAGAGACAUACGCGCCCAACAUCCUCAGCCGACGAGCAAAACGCCUGCGCCGGGUGACAGGAAUGAAGGAUCUCACAACCGAAGCGGAGGCCGAGUUCUCCGGAACACCCAAGCAGCGCAUCCUCUUCGAAACCCUCCUCCGCCCCUUCAUGCUUUGCUUCACCGAACCCAUCGUCCUAGUCCUAAACAUCUACAUCUCCCUCAUCUACGGCAUCUUCUACCUCUGGUUCGAAGCCUUCCCCAUCGUCUUCGAGGAAAUCCACGGCUUCAACCUCGGCGAAGGCGGCCUCUCCUUCCUAGGCAUCCUGGUCGCCUGCUACGCCAUGGCCAUCCCCCUCUACUGCGGCUGGAAGUACUUCUUCCAGCGCAAGCACUACUCUGAAUCCGGAGACAUCGCGCCCGAAAAGCAACUCCCCCCCGCGGCGCUCGGCUGCAUCCUCCUCCCCAUCUCGCUCUUCUUCUUCGGCUGGACAGGCAACUACGCCUCCAUCCACUGGAUCGUCCCCAUCGUCGCGAGCAUGUUCUUCGCCCUGGGUAGCUGUCUCAUAUUCUACUGUAUCUUCACGUACCUGAUGGGUGCGUAUCCGCGGUAUGCGGCGAGUGUGCUCGCGGGCAAUGAUUUCAUGCGCUCGAGCUUCGGCGCGGGCUUUCCUAUCUUCGCGAGCGCCAUGUUCCAUAACCUUGGUGUGAACUGGGCCUGCUAA